Dictyostelium discoideum AX4 is the source of this 360-nucleotide messenger RNA. RefSeq lists its product as hypothetical. Lineage: Eukaryota; Evosea; Eumycetozoa; Dictyosteliales; Dictyosteliaceae. The transcript has a single exon. The annotation marks the transcript as partial. The record is from RefSeq and is a predicted model, not a curated record.
UGGAACUAUAAAGCAAUAGGUUAUGUUUUAACCAGAUCAUUCGCAUAUAGAAACCUAAUGGCCCUUAUCCUCCCCAACAUUUGGAUUUGGAUUUGCAAUCAAAUAUACAGGGAAGAUCCUUUAACAGAGGAAUCCCUAUCAUACAGCUCCCUUUUAAAGAAAUGGCCCAAAUUGGCCCCUUUUGAAUUCAUCAAAAAAGCAAAAGUUUUGAAAAACUUUUCAGCAAAAGGCCAUAAUAACUUCAAAGAUCCUAAGAUCCUUUUCCCUUCAACGAUCAAGGUAAGAAAAACAACAGCUAAUUUUUUUUGUAUUCCAGAAUCAUUUUUCCCAAAUAUUAUAUUUUUUGAUCAAUUCAUAUGA